Messenger RNA from Coniosporium apollinis CBS 100218, 1581 nucleotides. RefSeq lists its product as uncharacterized. Gene Ontology annotation, cellular component: membrane. Gene Ontology annotation, molecular function: transmembrane transporter activity. Gene Ontology annotation, biological process: transmembrane transport. The transcript has 5 exons. NCBI's taxonomy places the organism in Eukaryota, Fungi, Ascomycota, Dothideomycetes. The record is from RefSeq and is a predicted model, not a curated record. The coding region runs from base 1 to 1581 and encodes 526 amino acids.
AUGUCGGAGAAGGUCCUUGACCACGUUGUUGUCACGGCGGGAGUCGAAUCGCCAGACUCAGCUUCCCUCGACAUGGAAGACAAAGCCGUAAUGGCGCAGAUGGGCAAGAAGCAGCAGCUGGCGAGACGCUUCAAUUUUGUUACCAGCCUCGCAUUAUCCGCAACGCUUCUGUCAUCGUGGGAAGCCAUAGCCUCCGCGAUGGGCGUUGGUCUCUAUGCCGGCGGACCGGUCGCCCUGGUCUGGGGCUUUUUCUUGACUGGCAGCGGCACACUCGCCUUAGCGGCAUCGAUCUCUGAGAUGGCCUCCAUGUGUCCAAUUAGCGGGGCGCAGUAUCACUGGACGUACAUGUUUGCGCCGCCGAAAUGGAGGGUUCCGGUGACGUUUGUGCAAGGAUGGGUCACCGUUUUCGCGUGGCAAGCCACCCUUACGAGCGUGUAUUUUCUUAUUGCGACUCAGAUCCAGGGGUUGGCUAUACUCAACUGGCCUGGUUACGGCUAUGAGCGGUGGCAUAGCACCCUGAUGAUGUGGGCUCUCGUCGCCAUCACAUUCGCCGUAAACGUUUGGGGCAUCAAGCUUUUGCCGGCUACUGAGCUGCUUGCUGGCGUCUGCCAUAUCCUGUUCUUCAUAGCCGUGUGCUUGUUCUUGGACGGAAUGCUUCACCAGAUCUGGUCUUCAGGACCUACAUCAACCAAACUGGAUGGAGCAACAACGGUGUGGCAUUCUUCAUUGGACUGCUUCCGUGUGUAUGGUGUAUCGUUGAUAGGCUUUGAUGGUGCCAUUCACCUCAGCGAGGAGACGACCAAAUCAGCGACCACCGUUCCCAAAGUGAUUAUGACCACGGUGGUCCUCAACGCCACACUAGCCUGGCUUUUCGUGCUCGUCUCUCUCUACAGCAUCUCCAGUAUCGAGGACGCUCUUGGCACACCGACCGGCUUUCCGAUUAUCGAGAUCUUCCGCCAGGCCACCGGCUCCACGGUAGCAGCAACUCUCAUGGAAACCGCCAUGCUCGUCGUCGGCGUCCCUGGCCUUAUCGGAACCCUCGCUUCUGUCUCCCGUUUGACUUGGUCCUUCGCCCGCGACAAGGGUCUGCCUUUCUCAGACUUCUUUGCGCACGUAGACAACCAUUACCUUGUUCCUACGCGGGCCAUCUCCUUGGUGGCGGUGGUUGUCGUCCUGCUGUCCUUUAUCAACAUCGGCUCGUCGGUCGCACUGAGCGCGAUCUUGUCGCUCUCGACUAUCUCGCUGUACUUAUCUUACAUCAUCCCGAUAGCCUGCCUGCUUCUCAAGCGUCUGCGCGUGAGCACGCGUCGAGCCGCUCCCGGACAGGCUUUCGUGGGGGAGAACGCGAUCGUGUUUGGACCUUUCUGUCUAGGCCGGUUCGGGGUCCUCAUUAACUCCUACGCGCUGUGUUAUGCCUGUAUGAUGGUGCCGUUCCUAGCACUGCCGACGGUGCUGCCAUUAACGAAAGAGACAAUGAACUAUGCUGGUCCGAUACUCUGCUUGGUACUGUUGUUUGCGGCAGUAGAUUACCGUCUUAGGGGGAAGAGAAACUUUCAUGGACCGAGGAGGGAGUUCGAUUGA